UAAAUUCAAACCUGCCUGGCAGGAUAUUGAUGUUUAUGAAUGGGUUUUGCCAGAACCAACCAGGGAUGUAGUUGGAGGGUGAAUGUCGUUUAUUCACCUUUUCUUUUGUUCAUUAUCGUUUAUCCACUUAUUAUUGCUUUCCCAGUGUUGAUCAACGCUCAGAAGGAUUCUUGAUCCGAGUUCUAGUUGCAUCCCCUACCUCUACAAACGAGUGGAAUCAUGAAUGAUUCACGAGUGAUUCACUAAUGAUUCAUGUAUUCUCGUUAUGUUCGACCUCUCCCUCCGGAUUUUCCUUUUUUUGAGCAGCGCCUUCAUUCACCACUCUGUCCAAAGGGAAACUCUGCCCAUGACAUAGGCCAAGAGGUGAAAUGAACUACCUCAGCCCAGACCUACAGUGGGCAAGUAGCAGAGAGACGCAGCUGACAGUGGGAAUUAUUGUAACAUCCCUCGACUCCUGCCCUCUCAACAGACAUUCUUCAAACAACACCCCCCUCCCCACAACUGAGAGUAGUGAGACAGACAGUGGUGAGUCAGGCUGCAAUGAAGGAGGCAAAGGAGAUACACAGAGAGAGGAAGCAUUGAAGCCAGCAGGGAGAGAGGCAUCGCAAGACAUGACAUACUGGCACAACUGGUGGAACCAGCUAACUGACUUCCAGAAACAGGUCAUCCUGCUCAUGUCCUUUGUGGACGAUUUCUGGAGCAGCCUGACUGAGGGUCAGCAGAUGGCCACUGGGAUAAUAGCGGUCAAUGCUGUGGUGCUCUGCUGUUGGCGAAUACCCUCCAUGCAACGAUCCAUGGUCAAGUACUUUACUGCCAACCCAGCCUCCAAGACGCGGUGCCUUCCCAUGCUCCUCUCCACCUUCAGCCAUUACUCUAUAAUCCACAUGGCGGCCAACAUGUACGUCCUGUGGACCUUCUCCUCCAGCAUCGUCUCUCUCCUGGGGAAGGAGCAGUUCCUCGCUGUCUACCUCUCUGCUGGUACCAGCCUACAUAGUGUGAUCUCCACUAUGGUGAGCUACGUGUGUAAGACGAGCACGGGACGUCUGCAUCCCUCUCUUGGGGCGUCAGGUGCCAUCAUGACGGUCCUAGCCGCGGUCUGCACCAAGAUGCCCGAGGCCAAACUGGGUAUCAUCCUCCUGCCCAUGGUCAGCUUCACUGCAGGCAACGCCUUGAAAGCGAUCGUUGCCAUGGAUGCAGCGGGGCUCAUUAUGGGAUGGAGGCUGUUUGAUCAUGCGGCUCACCUUGGAGGAGCCCUCUUCGGAGUGUGGUAUGUAGCAUACGGCCACAAGCUCAUGUGGAGGAAGAGGGAGCCACUGGUCAAGGCAUGGCACAGCAUGAGAUCUCAGGCCCCUGGUGGACGGGGCAGGCCUGGGGGUUCGGGCAGCGACGGGGGCAGACCUGGUCCUGUGUAGGACCCCCAACAUGGCACUCUGGGAAGUUGGCCCAUAACCACUGAUCAGGUGUCAGAUAUUCUUCACCCCCCCCCCCGCUAUAGGGGGUAUCUGAUCCUAAAUCUGUGGUUAGGGGGAAUCUUCUACCUCAAGAAGCCUUUUUUUGGUACUUAUGUCUGGUGAUAUCCAGCUGACAGCUGUGGAGGGCGGGACCCAGCACCCUCUGUUCUUCUAAUUGGCGCGUUCCUCUGCCCAGGCGUUGCUGACGCAUGCCAUAUCUUACAACGUCUGGAUAGGUAUUUUAAGUAUCAGCCAACCACAUCAUAUGUUAUAGCGAUCUGGAGCCUGACGGCACAGUCAAUGACGUGGCACGCAACCAUUGGUUGAUGCAUGCAACGUCUGAGCAUGGUAACGCAACCAAUCUAAUCAGGGAGAACGGACAUAUUUGUGACUAAGAUGGCAGUCUUGUUUUAGGAGGAUUUCAGACAGUACUCUAUUGUAACUAAGUCCUAAGGGAUGAUUAAUUUGGUUUGAUAACAGUGACUGUACUCUAGUACAGAUGAUGUUGGCUUUAUCAUUAUGUGGUAGUUUCUAUGAGAAUGAAGAUGUGAGAUGUUACCAUAGAGAUAUUGUAUUACAUAAUGUAUACAUAUUCUAUGUCUAUGGUUGAUACAGAGACUGCUUCCUGUUCUCUAAACCUGACUUCCUGUUUGUAUGGAAGUGGUUAACGGAGAAUGACCGUCCUGGACUAAAACCACAAACUUCCUCGUUGACCAUAAGAACUUCAACUUCCUUGUAGUUUGUAGAUGUGCCGGCGCUGCCAGAGGUUUCUGAAAGGUUGAGGUGCUUAUCUUGGUAAAACAUUUUGUAAAUCCUGAGCCUAAUAAAAAAAGGUACAUAACAAUA
Salmo salar (Atlantic salmon) is the source of this 2297-nucleotide messenger RNA. The record is from RefSeq and is a predicted model, not a curated record. NCBI's taxonomy places the organism in Eukaryota, Metazoa, Chordata, Actinopteri, Salmoniformes, Salmonidae.